ACACUAUUCGUAUCCAACCUCCCUUAUGAUGCAACAUCCACCGACCUACAAACAACAUUCUCAGACCUAGCACCCGUGCGCUACGCUUUUGUUGUAUCCAAGAAAGGAUCUGGGGAAUCCAAAGGUUUUGGUUAUGUAUCCUUUUCUAUCAAGGAGGAUGCGCAGACUGCUUUUGAU
Molecule: messenger RNA, 177 nt
Organism: Suillus subalutaceus
Lineage: Eukaryota; Fungi; Basidiomycota; Agaricomycetes; Boletales; Suillaceae
Exons: 1
Molecular function (GO): RNA binding
Source: RefSeq, a predicted model, not a curated record